Messenger RNA from Drosophila rhopaloa, 1598 nucleotides. Its product is annotated as chitinase-3-like protein 1. Lineage: Eukaryota; Metazoa; Arthropoda; Insecta; Diptera; Drosophilidae. Gene Ontology annotation, molecular function: chitin binding; chitinase activity. The record is from RefSeq and is a predicted model, not a curated record. Gene Ontology annotation, cellular component: extracellular region. Bases 151 to 1563 code for a protein of 470 amino acids. Gene Ontology annotation, biological process: carbohydrate metabolic process; chitin catabolic process. The transcript has 4 exons.
UUUAUUCAGGAACAACACGAAACUCGGAACACUUAAACAAGUCUGGUAAUAAAUUUAAACUAAAACUUAAGGAAGUAAGGCUUAAAUCAAUUCGCUUUAUGUGCGAUCCGCCAAAAAUUGUUAAAAUUUUAAGUUAGGUUAGUUUUUGUCAUGGCGUCUUUUAAGUGUGUUUUAAUGAUAAUAAUAUUUCUGAUCUGCGGUUGUGCGGCAAAAGAGUAUAACAUCUUCUGUCAAUAUGAUUUGGCCUCCUACUAUUUCAAAGAACGCAGUCAGUUUCUUGACUGGAACGUGGACUCCAGGCUUUGCACUCACCUGGUCAUUGGUUCCGGCUUAGGUAUUGACGAAGAGACCGGAAAACUGAAGAUCACUGACAAUAAUCUGCUCUUGGAGAAGAACAUGCUGAGCAGCGUUAAAAAUAUGAAGAGUGACAGUAUUAAGAAGGUGAUGUUCACCGUCGGUGGAUGGCAAGAAGAGUCCAAGCUGUUUUCCAGAAUGACGGCGACCCCAAACACGCGGGACAACUUCUACACCUCGAUGAUAGAGUUCAUGUACGAGUGGGGAUUCGAUGGUGUGCAGAUAGAUUGGCGCUAUCCCACGCAACGCGGCGGACAGUCAGAGGACCGGAAGAACUUUGUACUCCUGCUGGAGGAGCUGGGAUUAAUCUUUCGAGAGCACAAGUUUAUCCUUAUGGUAGCUGUGCUGGGACGGUUGAACAAACGAACCCUGGAAAGCUAUAACAUCCCCGAGAUAGUAAAGAAUUCCGACUUCGUCCAUCUGAUGCUGCACGACGAGCGGGAUUCGUACCGCCUGCGCCUGGGUUACAAUGCUCCGCUCCGUGGGAAUGAAAAUAGCGUAACAGAUGCCAUUAAUCAUUGGAAAAGGCACGGAAAGUCCCCGGAGAAGCUCAUCCUGAGCAUCCCGCUAUUUGUGCGCUCCUACACCAUGGAUAAAAACCAGACGGCGGUAGGAUCACCAUGCAGAGGACCCGGCAACCAAACUAUGGUAUCCCGCCGAGCAGGGUUCAUGACCUACAACGAGUGGUGCGUGCAGGAGUUCAGCUGGACGAGGAAGUUUGACAAGGUGGCCAAGGUGCCCUACGCCAUGAGGGGAGAUCAGUGGGUGAGCUACGAGAACGCGCAAAGCAUUUGGGCCAAGAUGCAUCUGCUGCAGAAGCAGAAAAUGGGCGGCGCCAUGGCCUGGACCAUCGACGUAGACGACUUCCGGGGAGCUUGUGGCGAGCGCCAUGGGUUACUUCGCGUAAUCUUCUCGGCGCUAGGAGACCAGAAUGCCCUUACCACCGAAAAGCCCACCACCGAGGUGGCUGGACUGUGCCCACAUGAUGGAUUUUGGCGCGAUGGUUGGGAUUGCCGGCUGUACUACGAGUGUCGCAAUGGGGAAAGGAUCUACUACGAGUGCCCCGAGGGUCAGUACUUCGACGAGUCCCAGGUCAAGUGCCGACCCGCCGCUGAGGUCAAGUGUGAUAAGAAAUUCGUCAUUUGGCGACCGGGCAUGCCCGUUUACAACUUUAAAAACAUGCCGAUAAACCUCAAGAUCGUUGACUAGAUCCCAUUAAUAAAGAUUUUGGUUAGAAAAACAAA